Messenger RNA from Biomphalaria glabrata, 3437 nucleotides. RefSeq lists its product as uncharacterized. The record is from RefSeq and is a predicted model, not a curated record. Bases 35 to 1738 code for a protein of 567 amino acids. The transcript has 9 exons. Lineage: Eukaryota; Metazoa; Mollusca; Gastropoda; Planorbidae.
AAAUGAACGGAAGCAUGUCUAUGAUUAGAUCAUAAUGGCGGCUGAUUUAAUGUAUGUCAAUGUUCUUGUAUUAGCAUCAUGUGUUGUCAGUCGAGAGAUCAACGGAACUUUCCGAUUUGUCAUGUCAUGGGACUCCAGCUUGGAUGUCAUAAGUCAGGAAUUCUGGACAGACAAAGACGAAGACAGCUCAGUGUUUAAUGUUGUCAAUGACAACAGCACUGACACAGCUUUGUUUAGAGAGAAGAGAGAUGCGGAACCCAACGACAACUACGCUCGACAUGGGGCCGAGUGUUUCAAGGUUCAGGAGCAGGUGGCAUCCACUGUCCGGGACGGAAGAGUCCGACUCGGUCAAGCGGUCCACACGGUGGUCAUGGUGGAGGAACUGGAGGAGAUCCGAAUGACGUGUCACUAUUGUGACAGUGACGAGUUGGCAGGUAAAGCUCAGACAGAAGAUGAGAAAGACGUGCUUCGCCAGCAGAAGAUCUGGUACAAGCUGGCCAGGAAAAAGAAAGGCAAAUAUUACAAGGUGCGUGAGGUGGAACUAGACAUGCACGAUGACCCGGAGGAGAACCGGGUGUUUGUGACUGACAGCCACACCCUAGUGAUCAGGGGCUCGUAUGUCAAGGACGCCGGGACUUACUUCUGCCGUGACACCACCAGGAAAGACGAAUACUUCAAGCCCAAGAUGACGGAGGAAGAUAUUCACAAGUUUAUCAAGCCAGAGUCCAGUCUCCAAUUUCUCUACCACGUGGACGUCCUGUUGGCUUCGGACAUCAGCGCUGUUCUGGUGACCACACUGGACAUGGCCACUCUAGUUGAGAUGGACGAAAAGAGGAACACCAGCAAGAAGAUGACGGAGCUGCCCAAGUCAUCGCCUCCCAAGAGGCUGCCGGACAUUAAUAUUGUAGUGACCACAGUUUGGAUGAGUUGGAGCCCCUGCUCCGUGUGUGGUAAGAUUGGAACCAGGAGACGCAUGGGUGAGUGUACGGUGAGGAAGCUGAACGAGUCUGUCAAAGCUCAACCCUGGUAUCUUGACGUCACCUUGAGUUCUUACAUCGGAGGAGUACCUUGUGAGUCUUCCCUCUUUGAAGAGCACGACAAAAUCCUGGAGGCCGUGUCUCGCCCGGACGAGGUGGAGGAAGAAGACUGUGAGGUCAGUUGUACUAAUUACACCAUCAAAGUGGCUGACCUGAUCUCUGGCCGAACCCAGGACCGAGUCCGAGAGGAGCUGUUUGAAGAAUCGGAGGGAGACGAUAUCGUCUUUAUGUGCCCGAAGGCCCCAGUUGACAUGCCCGUCGCUUGGAUCAAUGAGUCUAGGGUUCUAGUUGGUCCCUGGUUGAAAGAUGAAACGGGCGACCGAGUCUCCAUAGACGAGCACAACUCUCUCCAUAUCAAACCUCUGCAGCCUUGGGACGCUGGACACUACGCCUGUAUCUACGGAGGCCGCAUCAGGGGCAGACUACGCCUGGAGGUUAAAAUGAAGCGCCCGCCUUCCAGAGUGCUUCUCUACGCGUACUAUCUACUUCUGACCUAUCCGGCCGACCUCCUCGUCUUUCUGGUGCUGCUGUGCGUCAGACGUAAAGAGAGGAGCAAGGUCUUGAACUUUGACCUCUUGCCGGAGUUUGAAGGAAGUGAGGAGUCUGACGAGGAGAACGAUGAAAAGAGUGAUGAGAGUGAGGAGGAUGAAAAGAGUGAUGGGAGUGAGGAGGAUGAAAGUUUGGAGAGUGACGAGAGUUAAUGUCACAGCCUUUGACACGCAUCUUACAGCAUACAUCACACAGCAUAUGCAUUAAACAGUAUACAGCAUUCAUCACACCACCAUGCAUCAAACAGGAUACAGCACACAUCACACAAGAUAUAGCAUACAACACACAGCAUACUGCAUACAUCGUACAGCACACAGCAUACAACACACAUCACUCAACACAACACAUACCACAACACAUAUCAUACAACACACAUCACUCCACACAUAUCACAACACAUAUAAUACAACACACAUCAGUAAAAAAAUCACAACACAUAUCAUACAACACAUAUCACAUCACUCAACACAUACCACACAACACAUAUCAUACAACACAUAUCACUCAACACAUAUCAUAACACAUAUCAUGUAACACACAUCACUCAACACAUACCACACAACACAUAUCAUACAACAAACAGCACACAUUACGCAUCACACAACAUAUAGCAUACAACACACUGCAUACUACGUACUGCACACAGCAUACAGCUCACAUCACUCAACACAUAUCACAACACAUAUCAUACAACACACAUCACUCAAUACAUAUCACACCACACAUAUGACACAACACACAGCAUAUAUCACACAACACAUAGCAUUCAAAAUACUGCAUACAACGUACAGCACCCAGCAUAUAACACGCAUUACACAACACAUAGCAUACACAUAACACAUCAUACAAAUACAUAAAAUACCACACAUUCUACAACACACAUCCUAUAAAAAAAAGUUCCUCUUUCUGACCUUGCAAUCUGUAGAUACAGCAUGUAUGUAAAGUCCAUAUGUUUCUAUGAACCACCGUUAACGAGGGUUUCAUGUGGCCAGCACAACGACAAACCGCCUUUACUUUUCCCAACCUAUUGUCAGGUACCCAUUAGAGCUGGACUCAGAGGCACUCAAAGAUUCCGAAAUUAAAAUUCCCAGUCUUCACCAGGAUUCGAUCCCGGGACCCGGGUUCGGAAGCCAAGCGUUUUACCGCUCAGCCGCCGCACCUCCACACAUCCUGUACAAUACAUGAAAUAACAGACAAACCAUGCAAUGCACAGCACAUAGCAGACAUCAUAAAACAUCACGCAAUAUAGAUUACAACACACACCAAACAACACCCAGCUUACAAAACACAUCAUACAACAUGCAACUUAUAUCUCAAAUCAUACAACACGCAAUUUACAUCACACAUCGUACAACAUAAAUUCAAGAAAACACACAACUUUAAAAAUACAACAUGCAAUUUACAUCACACAUUGUACAACAUAAAUUAAAGAAAACACACAAUUUUAAAAAUACAACACGCAGCAUAAAACACAUCGUACAACAUACAUUGAAGAAAACACACAACUUUAAAAAUACUUGGCCCGGCAGGGUUACAUCUAUGCAUGUUUUUCGUAUUUUCUAUACAACUUUAAAAAUACAACAUGCAAUUUACAUCACACAUCGUACAACAUAAAUUGAGGAAAACACACAACUUUAAAAAUACAACACGCAGCAUAAAACACACAGCAAUCAACUACAGCAUACAACCAUAGAACGUAUUAUUUCACACACAGAAUAAACUAAAGGAUACAGCAUACACCACACGGCAUGCAACCACAAGUCAUCACCUGUACACUAUGUAGUUAAAAUGUAUUGGUAAUUUCAUUUCAAUGUUAAUUUUCAUGUGUCAUAAAAUAAAAUGAUUAUUAUA